This is a messenger RNA of Sugiyamaella lignohabitans, 1464 nucleotides long. RefSeq names its product Npl6p (gene NPL6). The transcript has a single exon. The coding region runs from base 1 to 1464 and encodes 487 amino acids. NCBI's taxonomy places the organism in Eukaryota, Fungi, Ascomycota, Dipodascomycetes, Dipodascales, Trichomonascaceae. Gene Ontology annotation, molecular function: chromatin DNA binding. Gene Ontology annotation, cellular component: nucleus. The record is from RefSeq and is a predicted model, not a curated record.
AUGGAUGUCGACGACGAGAGUCGAGUCAGUGAUAGAGAUGGGGACGAUCAGGAUCACGUGGAGGAGGAGGAGGAGGAGGGAGAUGGCGACGAGGACGAUGGAGGGUCAGAUGGUGAACGAGACGAUGAGGAUGAGGGCGAACGAGAAGGGGAAGGAGAAGGAGAAGGAGAUGGAGAUGGAGAUGAGGAAGAAGAGGAAGAAGGUGGCGAAGAAGAAACUGGUGAAAAUGCUGCAAAUGUAGAGGUCGAAUCAGUUCCGAAGAAGAAGGGCCGUGGAAGACCGCCUGGAAGCAGCAAGAAAAAGAGACUGUUGGAAGGUACUCCAUUAGGAGACGAUGAAAGUGGGGUCGAUGGAGUAUCAGAACCAGGCACACCCAGUAAAAGAGGACCUGGUCGAGGAAGAGGACCAGGACGUAAACCCAAGCGGUUUGGAGGAAGUAGCUCGAACAGCAGUCAAAGCCAGAUGGUCGAUGAAGACGGGAAUAUUCUGACAGUGGAAAACGAUGAGUUUGUACUUGAAGAAGAUCCUGAAGGAGAGAAGAAAAUUACACCGUUGGGAGAGUUACAAGGAGGACGAGAGUUCCGAGUACGGACAUUCACAGUCGAGGGACGAGGCGACAGGUUAUACAUGUUGUCAACCGAACCUGCCAGAUGUAUGGGGUUCCGAGACUCAUAUUUAUUAUUCCAGAAACACCGUAAAUUGUAUAAACUGGUGAUCAGUGACCACGAGAAGUUCCAACUCAUCGACAGAAACCUGAUUCCACAUUCAUAUAAAGGCCGAUCAAUAGGACUUGUGACGGCGAGAUCGAUAUUCCGAGAGUUUGGUGCCAGGAUAAUCGUCGGUGGUAGACAUGUGGUUGACGAUUAUUAUGAACAAGCAGCCAGAGACGCUGGAUAUGUCGAGGGAGAGAUAGCUGAAGUUCCUGAAGACCGGACGGGUGUUCCUGAUGUGUAUAACCGGAAUCAGUAUUCAAACAUGUAUCACCAAACAGCAGGAGCAUUUUCAGGACGUGACGGAGUCAAAGAUGCAUCUUUACUUCACGCGUCCAAACGACGGAAAGUGCUUGUUACCGACGAGAACUGGAAACUCGAGCAUGCCCGGUCCGCCAGCGCGUAUAAUAAAAGUCUCAUUGAAAGACGCAGUCCCUCGUGGUCCGUCCACGGUACUUAUGAACCCCACACGGGUAUUUCUUUCUAUCCUAAAGCAUCUCAGCCCACUCAAGCAGUUUGGACACGAGUUCCUACACGUCAAAGUGCCAAUAGCACCACCACUAAAACAGUCCAGUCUGGAAACGAGUCGUCACAAGUCGUCAUUGACACCGUCAUGACCAUGCCCAACCAGGCCCACCGGGCCGGGCUUGUCAACGUUGACCCGUCCAUCUUCGAAACGGCCACUCCCGAAAUCAAACUCGCUAUCCUCGAGCAACAGGCCUACGAACGCCAAUGGCUCAAUAUUGUACAGUAG